AUGUCCUCAUCGUCGACCUCCAUCAUCAACCCAAGCCUUAGUGAGGAGCAAUGGGUGAAGCACAUCCGAGACGCCCUCAAUCACGGGAUCAAUAUUGAGACCCCGGUUUCCGUCCACCGCGUGCCUGAAUGUAUCAGCUCCGCAAAGCCGGAGGCCUACGUCCCGCACCAUGUUGCGCUGGGACCAUACCACCACCUCCGGCCACACCUCUACCAGACGGAGCACCCCAAGCUGGCCGCAGCCCGGCGGGCACAGGCAGCGCUGAAGCUCCCGGCAUUCGAUCGGACGGCUGGUUUGCUCCAAGCGGAGGAGGCGAAGAUUCGCGCAAGCUACCAGCCGCACCUGGAAGUCGGCAUGGACACUCUGAAAUGGAUCAUGACCAUCGACAGCUUGUUCUUGCUCGACCUACUGUACAGAUACAAGUCACCCGCCAUCGGAAUCAAGGAAGACUCAAUUUGGGAUGAUGACCCAGACUCCACCGUCAAAGACGUGAUGAUGGUGGAGAAUCAAAUUCCGACCUUUGUGCUGAGGAAAAUAAUGUUGCAGACCGAGAAUUCGAUGAACGAAGUGAGAGAAAAUGAAGAAGAUGAGUCUCUAGAUAGGAAGCUUGGGGAGAUGUUGACGAUGUUCUGCAGAGGGAUAUCACCUCUCCGGCUGGAAAUGUGCUUUCCGUCUGAAGCCAUUCAGCGUAAGCAUUUGCUCGAUCUCCUUUACAAUCUCAUCUUGGGAACAACAGGCCCAGAAGCAGCACAGACGAAGAAGAAUGAGCUUAGAAGUGCAAGCUUUUUCCGUCUGAUAGACAUGGCAUCGACACAAACAUCAAAAGUCACUAAGGCAUGGAACAAGUUAUCGAAAUGCUCUUUCAUGAAGAAGCUGAAAGUGCUGAUCAAGCUCUUCUUCAACAUGGUAUCGACACCAGCAUCAAUAGUCACUGCAGAAUGGAACGAGUUAUCAAAAUGCUCUUUCAUGAAGAAGCUGAAAGUGUCGAUCAAGCUCUUCUUCAACAUGGUAUCGAUACCAGCAUCAACAGUCACUACAGCAUGGAAGGAGUUAUCGAAAUUCUCUUUCAUGAAGGAUAUGAAAGUGGAGCUCAUCUUCAAGAUAAUUCAAUUGGCAAUGCAAUUGAUUCCCAGAUGCUCCGAGUACCUUUCAAAUGACCCUUUUCAAGAAAUCGUUAUGAUCCCCACAGCGUCAAAGCUCUGCAGCGUCGGGAUCAAACUAAGCUUGGCCACAGGAGGUAUCAAAACCAUUGCGUUUGAUAAGAAAACCGCUACCUUGAAGCUCCCUCAUAUCGAUCUGGAUGCUACCACCGAAGUCCUGCUGCGAAACCUCGUGGCCUACGAAAUGAUAUCGCAGAGGGGCUCCUUAAUUCUGACACGAUACACUGAGUUAAUGUACGGCAUUAUCGACACCUCCGAGGAUUUGAAGUUGCUGAGGGAAGCGUCCAUUGUCUUGAACCGCCUGAACAGCGACAACAAGGUCGUGGAGCUCUUCAAUGGAGUGAUCAAAUCCAUAGGUUCCAAAAGCACUGCGUCGGAGCUGGACGAGACGAUUCGAGACGUCAACGAGUACUACAACAGCACUCGAAAGGUCAAGGUUUAUAAUCUCAUGAGGAAGUACGUCUACUCUUCUUGGAAGUUUCUCACUGUGGUCGCCACCGUCGUGCUCAUUUUGCUCAUGGUUCUGCAGACAUUUUGCUCUAGAACCGGUCUCAACGAGCUCGUCUCUAAGAACCAGUCGUCGGAGAAGAAGCUUAGCGCGAGCAGCGUCUUGCCCCUGUUCGACGGCUUCAAGCUCGCAUCGUUGAGCCCGACCCACUUCGCCCAAGCCCUCCACUACGCCUUACGAUCCGUGAGGCACUUCGCGAAAGCCAUGGCUCGCGAGAUGGAGGCGGCGAACUGGAACCUCGACGAGGCCAUCCCAUUCAUCAAGCCGCAAGCGAGGUUCGCGAAGCUCGGCCACCGGCACUUCGCCAUCGAAUCGUUCGAGGCCAGAUCGAUCUUCAAGGGCUUCAACUUCCCGAUGGAGGAAGAGCUCGAUUCUGCGAAGGCGGUGGCGGUGGCGGUUUGA
Molecule: messenger RNA, 2070 nt
Organism: Eucalyptus grandis
Lineage: Eukaryota; Viridiplantae; Streptophyta; Magnoliopsida; Myrtales; Myrtaceae
Product: putative UPF0481 protein At3g02645
Exons: 3
Coding region: 1-2070 (689 amino acids)
Source: RefSeq, a predicted model, not a curated record